Molecule: messenger RNA, 1290 nt
Organism: Arabidopsis arenosa
Lineage: Eukaryota; Viridiplantae; Streptophyta; Magnoliopsida; Brassicales; Brassicaceae
Source: the annotation of a GenBank genome assembly
GAGUUUUCGGUUCGAUCACAAUGAAUUUAUAUCAUCAUGAUCAUCUCGGUACUGCAGGGAUAGAUAUGUGGUCGCGUUUUUGUGAUUUGGCGGAUAAGGCUGAUAUGCUAUAUGAAAGAGAAGGAGUAUCCAAAGACCGCAAGAGUGUCUCAGAAGAAGAAAAGAAGACGAGGUUCAGUAUUUUGGUGGAUUACGUGGGUAUGUUAUGUGAUGAAGAAGAACGUCGUAUGCUUGGAUCAUCUCCCACAGAAACCAAGACUCUCUUUGAUGAUAUCGAGAAGAGCCUCUUGGAUCAUCUCCCACAAAAACCAAGGUCUUCCCUUGAGUAUUUUUUUACUAGAGUAUACACACGACGAAACAAUGAAACACUUAAUAGAGAUUCUGUUUCUUCAUCGCUCUUCAACACGGCUGAGUUUGAGAGUACGGAGACUAAAAGCCCUCCAAACCCUAAUUUGCAAUCUUCCCCGUCUUCGUGUCUAAUGGAGAACACAAAGCGCAAGAGGUAUCAGAGAAAGAGUAGUGGCAAAUCCAAGAAAGCAAAGGUUGAUCCUUUAUCACAGACAGCUAGAGAGGCGCCAGAGUGGCUUUUGGAUAUGAUGAGAAAGAUGAAAGAAGCUGAAGGCUCGAUUAGGCUGAUCUAUAGGAAGACUUUGACCGCCAGUGACGUCAAGCCAAGACAGAGCCGUCUCUUAAUACCUUUCAGUCAGUUACUCAGAAACGACUUCUUGACUCCUAAGGAGUCUCAAGCCAUAGCCAUAGAUAAAGAAGAAAAAGCCGACAACAACAAGAAUAUUGGUAUGAGAACGAUUGUCGUGGAUCAAUUUUCUAAAGAGUGGGCUUUACGUUUUAAGAUAUGUGUAAUGGAGAAGAAAAAAUCUGGAAAAGUAACCUUGAACUACGCUUUGAAUCGGGGGUGGAACAACGUCGUCAGUGGUAACAAAUUGAAAGCCGAAGACAAGAUUAGUCUUUGGACUUUCAGGUGUGGUGAAGACCUCUGCUUUGCCCUUGAGAAAGAGUAGCUCUUUUCUUUAACUCUCUCAUAUGUUUCAUUUCUAGUUGGAACAUUUUAACUUGGUUUUAUCUAGUUUUCAAUAGGCAGAGUAGAGGUUUUUGUUCGACAGUAGUAGUAGUAGUAGUUUCUUGCAAGCAAACUUAGGGUUUUACUAUGAUUGUGAUCUUACACUUUAAUGCUUUAUUAUUGCUCUUCUCUCGUCUAUCACUAUUAGUAACUUGCGCUUUCUCUUGCUUGCUCUACUUUAGUUACUGCAUCAAUAAAUACCUAUGAUUUCU